Molecule: messenger RNA, 1554 nt
Organism: Penicillium paradoxum
Lineage: Eukaryota; Fungi; Ascomycota; Eurotiomycetes; Eurotiales; Aspergillaceae
Product: cytochrome P450
Exons: 4
Coding region: 1-1554 (517 amino acids)
Biological process (GO): ergosterol biosynthetic process
Molecular function (GO): heme binding; oxidoreductase activity, acting on paired donors, with incorporation or reduction of molecular oxygen; monooxygenase activity
Source: RefSeq, a predicted model, not a curated record
AUGAAUUCCCUUGGGCAGCUGGUGACAGGCCAGAUCGUCUGUAUCGCCUACUACACCACCAUCCUCUUCCUAGUGUCAAUUGUUCUCAACGUGAUCAAUCAGCUCGUCUUCUACAACAGAAAGGAACCACCGGUGGUCUUUCACUGGGUUCCUUUCAUUGGAAGUACAAUAUCCUAUGGCAUGGACCCCUACCAAUUCUUCUUUGCUUCUCGUGCCAAGUACGGAGAUAUUUUUACCUUCAUCCUUCUAGGCAAGAAAACAACUGUCUAUCUCGGUGUCGAAGGCAAUGAGUUUAUCCUCAAUGGAAAGUUGAAAGAUGUCAACGCCGAAGAAAUCUACGGCAAGCUCACAACGCCUGUCUUCGGAUCCGACGUUGUCUACGACUGUCCCAACUCCAAACUCAUGGAGCAGAAGAAGUUCAUCAAAUACGGCCUAAGCCAAGAAGCCCUAGAAUCCUACGUCCCCCUCAUCGCCGACGAAACCAGCUCCUACAUAAAAAGAUCCCCAGCCUUCAAAGGCCAAUCCGGCACCGUCGACCUCGCCACCACCAUGGCCGAGAUAACCAUCUUCACAGCCGCCCGAACCCUACAAGGCGAAGAAGUGCGCGCAAAAAUCAGCUCCGAAUUCGCCGAACUCUUCCACGACCUCGACCUCGGCUUCCAACCAAUAAACUUCAUGCUCCCCUGGGCCCCCCUCCCCCACAACCGCAAACGCGACCAAGCACACGCACGCAUGCGAGAAGUCUACCUGGAAAUCAUCCAAGCCCGACGCACCGCCGGCGCAGCCGACCCCACAACCACCCGCGACAAAUCCAAAGGCACAGACAUGAUCUCGAACCUCAUGCAAUGCGUAUACCGGGACGGCACGCCGAUCCCGGACAAAGAAAUCGCGCAUAUGAUGAUAACCUGCCUGAUGGCGGGACAACACUCGUCGUCGGCGAUCAGCUGCUGGAUCAUCCUGCGCCUGGCGUCACAGCCCGAAAUGGCAGAGAAGCUUUACGCGGAGCAGAUCGCGAAACUGGGGGCUGAUCUGCCGCCGCUGCAAUACAAGGAUUUGGAUAAGUUGCCGCUGCAUCAUAAUGUGGUUAAGGAGACGCUGCGCAUCCACUCGUCUAUCCAUACGCUUAUGCGGAAAGUGAAGAAUCCCAUGCCGGUGCCUGGGACGGAGUUUGUUGUUCCGCCGUCGCAUACGCUGCUUGCGUCGCCGGGUGUGACGGCGCGGGAUGGGCGGUAUUUCCGGGAUCCGUUGCGGUGGGAUCCGCAUCGGUGGGAGAGUCGGGUUGAGGUGGAGGAUGAUUCUGAUACGGUGGAUUAUGGGUAUGGGGCUGUGUCGAAGGGUACGCGGAGUCCGUAUUUGCCGUUUGGGGCUGGGCGACAUCGGUGCAUCGGGGAGAAGUUUGCGUACCUCAAUUUGGAGGUUAUUGUUGCUACGCUUGUUAGGAACUUCAGGUUCUAUAAUCUUGACGGGGAGGAGGGAGUGCCGGAUACGGAUUAUUCGUCUCUCUUUUCACGUCCUAUGCAGCCGGCGACGGUGCGAUGGGAAGUUCGUUCGUAA